Molecule: messenger RNA, 1035 nt
Organism: Porites evermanni
Lineage: Eukaryota; Metazoa; Cnidaria; Anthozoa; Scleractinia; Poritidae
Source: the annotation of a GenBank genome assembly
AUGCCGAAAAAUCCCAAUUUCUCGUACGAGGAAUACGACAGGUUUUCCCUCGAUGAGACGAACGAUGCCGAGUGCUUGACAGAGUGUAGAUUUAGAAAGCACGACUUGCAAAUUCUCUUAGAGGUUCUUCAAAUACCUGAUAGCUUCAGAUGCUAUCAAAGAGGUGUUGUUGACGGAAUGGAAGGUCUCUGCAUUCUUCUUAAAAGAUUAAGUUAUCCAUGCAGAUACAGUACCAGUUCUCAGUGUGGUCAGUAAUGACGUCUUGGAUUUUAUAUGUAACACUCACUGACAUCGCAUAACACCGUGGAACCACAAGGUGCUUAAUCCAGCUGCAUUACAGAUUUACAGUAACGCCAUUGCCGAAAAAGGAGCUGCUUUACAUAAUUGUUUUAGGUUCGUUGAUUCGUUGAUUCGUUCGUUGAUGGGACAGUUCGCCCCGUAUGCAGACCAGGAGAGCACCAAAGAGUCAUCUACAACGCCCACAAGAGGGUUCACGCUCUAAAAUGCCAGUGUGUGGCUCUACCCAAUGGUUUAAUCGGUAACCUAUAUGGUCCAGUGGGUAAGUUUUGCGGGGAGGGUUUGUACAAAGAGAGAGUGGGCGAUUUCAAUUUCAGUAUUUUUUUUAACAAGAAAUAUUGGAAGAGUGUCAGGGGUAAAGAGUCAGAGGCUUAUGUGACAAACCUGUACAAGAAGCGUUUUUAGUUCCUUACGUAUGUUUUACUUCCUUUUACUGUUUCAGAGGGUCGUAAACACGAUACUGGCAUGCUAGCUGAUUCAGGUCUUCUUCAAGACCUGCAACGCUUUGCAAAUUCACCAGCUGGCAAUCCGUUUUGCUUGUACGGCGAUCCGGCAUGCCCUCAUAGAAUUUACUUACAGACGCUAUUCCGAAAUAGAGCCCUUACUGCCCCAAUGAUUGCUUUUAACCAGUCUAUGAGUACAGUGCGAGAGUCCGUAGAAUGGCUGUUUAAUGACAUUGUCAAUUAUUUUAAGUUUAUGGACUUUAAAAAGAAUCAAAAAUUAGCUUUAGUAGUGUAG